AUGUCACUACUCACUCGCGCCUACGGACUCUCCAGUGUUGAUGAUACUCGAAAUCUUUAUGACGAAUGGGCUGCCACUUAUGACAUUGAAAUGGCCGAAAAGGAUCAAGAUUAUGUUGGCCCAUUAUUGACAACUUCUUACGCUUUGAAGGUUCUGCAGCCAUUGGGCGUGAAGAUUGAGGACGUGACGAUCCUCGAUGCUGGUUGUGGCACCGGUCUUGUCGGGCUUCACCUAGCAAAGGUCGGCGCUAAAAAGAUUGACGGAGUCGAUCUAAGCCCUGGUAUGCUCGAAGUUGCACGAAACACGGGCGCCUACAAUAAGCUGGAGGCGGCUGAUCUCACCCAACCACUUGCAUACGAGAACGGGACAUUCGGCAUGGUCGUGUGCGUUGGCACGUUUACUCAAGGCCAUGUUGGACCAGCGACGUUCGAGGAAUUUGUGAGAGUUACUGAAACCGGAGGUUAUGUUAUCGCCACUGUCCUGAGCAGCAUCUGGGAAAACCAAGGCUACAAAGCCAAAGUGGAGGAGCUAGCGCAUACCGGUAAAGUGCAGAUUCUGAGUACCAACUUGGAAGACUAUAGGCGAGGUGCCGGUAUCCAGGCACGGAUGGUUGUGCUGCGUGUUCUUGUCUGA
Messenger RNA from Akanthomyces muscarius, 633 nucleotides. RefSeq lists its product as uncharacterized. NCBI's taxonomy places the organism in Eukaryota, Fungi, Ascomycota, Sordariomycetes, Hypocreales, Cordycipitaceae. The transcript has a single exon. Bases 1 to 633 code for a protein of 210 amino acids. The record is from RefSeq and is a predicted model, not a curated record.